AUGUUUCAUCAUCAUCAUCAUAAACGUCAUCGAUCACGAUCAUGUUCACGUUCACCAGUGAACAAACGUGACUCUCAACAAAAUCGAAAUAAUGAUCGAUCAAAGGAUUAUGAUAGACGAGCUGAUUCUAAUGAACGGCAUUAUCAUUCAAUUCAAUCAAAUAGACAAUAUCAUUAUGUUCCUUCACCAGUUUUGACUAUGUCAAUUGAUGAAAUCAUAAGUAAUGGUGAAAAACAUCCACCUGUUGUUCAAGCAUUAAUUCGUGAAGUAUUACUUGAACGAAAAAAACGACAAUUAACGGAAGAAAAAUUAAAUAUAUAUGAACAUGAUUAUGCACAUUUACGUGUUCAACAUGAAACAGCACUUAAUAAUAUGACAUUAUUAAAACAUGAAUAUGAUCGAUGUAGACUUGAUUUAAAAAAUUGUUCUAUUGAAUUAAAUCAAUUACAUCACAAUAAUCAUCAAUUAAGAAUACGUAUUGAUGAUCUUUUAAAUAAUAACCAACAACAUUCAUAUACAAAUGAAGAAAUAUUCUAUGCUAAACGACAACGAAGAUAUUAA
Molecule: messenger RNA, 561 nt
Organism: Rotaria sordida
Lineage: Eukaryota; Metazoa; Rotifera; Eurotatoria; Philodinida; Philodinidae
Source: the annotation of a GenBank genome assembly